ACUCGGCUCGGCCUUCCUGGUGGAGUUGAUUGAUGAGGAUUAUUUAAAACCUAACACAGCCUAGCUUACAACUCCGCUUACGACUCCUUGCCAGUGGAUACGAUUUCGCACGUUGGAAGCGUGUAGUGAGUACCGGCUGAAUCUGGAUGUUAGAGGCCACGUGGCAGGUGGCGAGAGGCUGAACGAUGAUCGCAUCCGUCGCAGUCCCGAGUCGUUCACUUCAGUAUUGCGACAUGCCUUUGUCUGCGAGCCAGCGAGUUUUUUUUUUUUUUUUUUUUUUUUUUUUUUUUUUUUUUUUUUUUUUUUUUUUUUCAGAGAGUACCACGGUAUUAUGAAAUUUGACCGCAAUUCGGCUGGAGGCGCAGCUGGGGACGGUGGUACGUCAGGCUGUGCUGCUGCUGCUGCUGCCGCAGCUGCUGGAGACGAUGCAGAGGCAAGGGUGGUGAUAGAGGCGCCUGAAAACGAGGCAGGCGCGGGCGUGGGUGCAGCUGCUGUCCAGUCCCCUCACCCCCAGACCACGCCUCUCCACAUUUCUGGCCCGCGUCAGACGGCUGUUGAGUCCCCUCACCCCCGGAACCAGACCACGCCUCAAGAAACGCCUCGAGGGAAGGGGCGCAUAGGGGCAUCGAGAACUAGGAGUGCGGGGGGAGCAGCGGAGAAGAAAGAGAGGCGGGUGGAAGAGCGGAGAGAGCAGGAAGGGGGGGGCGCUAUGGGAAGGAAAGAUAGGGAGAGCAAGAGCAGGAGCGGGGCUUCGGGAGGAGGGAGGAACGCCAGUAGCAGCACCAGCGUUAGCACCAGCACCAGCACCAACACCAACACCAACACCAAUACCAGCAUCAUCAGCAACAGUAACAGUAACAACAAUAACAACGGACAGAGCAGCAGAGACAGCCAUGCAGAGAGAAACAGCAAGAGCAGCAGGAGCAGCCGGAGCAGCAGGGGCAGCAGUAGCAGCAUGAGCAGGAGCAAGAGCUGCCAGCAGCAGCAGCAGCAGUACCAGAGUAUUAAUGAUCAUCCUACCAGUUUGGGGGCCUCCCAUCUACUGAGAAGCACUGCCGUGCGGCCCACUCUCCUCUCCUCCUCCUCCCUUUCUUCCCCCCUUCUCUCUCACGCUCUAUCCAUGCCUGGCUCGGCCGCCCCUCUUGCUUCUCCUGCUGCAGCAGCAGCCGUGACUGAAACAUGCGUGAGUAGAACGGGAGUGGUUAAAGCAAGGGGAGUGACUAAAGCAGGAGCCACUGCAGCUGCGAUCGCCACUCGUUUGAGUCAACCCCCAUCCCCCUGUGUGUCUGGUGAUGGCGUUGGCGUUUCACCCGCAGACAGCCCCCGCAUUCACUCACGUGCCUCUCAUCCCCGCACUCAAGCCCUUUCCCGUUCCCACUCCCCUUCACGGAACGCCAGUAGCAGCAGGAGCAGCAGGAGCAGGGGCGGGAGUGGGAGCGUGGGCAGGAGUGGGAGCGUGGGCGGGAGUGGGAGGGGCGGGAGAGGUGGGAGCAGGGCAGAGAGAGAGAGGCGUGUGAAGACGGCAAGUGGCAGCAACAGCAGCAGCAGCCGCAAGCGAGAAGAUAGCCGGAAACAAAGGCGCGGUGCGACGGCGGUCUCUGUUUCUGCUGCGGCUGCUGCUGGUGCUGGUGCUGCUGGUGCUGUGGAUAGGGCAUCUGAAUUUCGAAGUGUGGGCUCAGCAGGGCAGGUGCAUGGGAGUGAGAGGGAAGGGAUGGGCUGGACGGAGGCCCCCCCUUGGGAAAGGGCGGGACGAUGGGGGGCUCAGGUGGGAUCGAGAGGGGUAAGUGGUGCCCAUGACAUGGGGUAUAGAAAUGGCAAUAUUAAUUACGAGGAUGCACUUGGCGAUGCAUCCAUCGACGCAAACGGUGGUGCAUUCAGUGAUGCGUUUAGCGACGCGUGUGGUGAUGGUGAUGGCGGGGUGGAGAAAGGCCGAGUGGCAGACAUUGACGCACACUUUGAGGCGGACUUGGAGGCGGGCACGGGGUUAGGCGAGCAUGGAGCGUUGCUGGUGGAGGGUUCCGGGUUUGAAGUGCGGGCUCUGGUGGCGAGAUAUGGACAGAUCGAUGCAGGUGAAUUGGCCGGGAGGGAGGGAGGAUGGGGAGGAAGAUGUGUGGUGGCAGAUGAAGCCGAAGCAGUGUAUGGGCCUACAUGUGUGGAGCAGGGUGGAAGGUCCGCCAGUGGGAGUGGGCGUGCUCAGGUGUUGACUCAGGUGGCCGUACGGGCUGCUGCCCCUCAGGUGGAUUCUCAGGUGGUUGCAACAGCAUUAACCGCAGCAGUGCCAGCAGCAGCAGCAGCAUUGUCACACAAGGCACUGGCCCAGCGCUGGCAAUCCCUUCGCAUUCACGUUCCUAGCAUGUCUAGCAUCGCUCCUUCCUCCCUAGCCUCCCCCUCCCCCUCCUCUGCUGCCCCCCCUUCCUCCCUCUCCUCCACCGCCCCCCGCUUCCCUCACUCUAUUUCUAUCGGUGGCUCCACACUCCCCACUCAUUCUCCAUCCUACCCCUCCUCCCCUUCCUCCUCCAUGUUUCUCCCCUCCCCUAUUCUCUCCCCAUCCUCCUACACUUCCUAUUCCGCCUACUCUGCUUCCCCUGCCGUUUCCGCUUCCCGUUCUCGCCCCAAGUCUUCUUCCCUUGCUGCCGCUGCUGCCGUUGCCUCAGCAAAAGCAGCAGCAGCAGCAUCAAGAGGAGGAGCAGCAGGGGCGGCAGUAGCAGCAGUAGCCACCUCUAAGACCUUCUCUAGGCCCUCCUCCGGAAAUUUCUCCUCAGGGCGCUUCUCUCCGGCAUCCUCUGCCAGCUGUCGCGCCGUGGUUGGUGGCCGGGGUGCAUUUGCAGGUGCAGGUGCAAGUGGUGCAGGUGGUGCCUGUGAUGCUGCUACGAAUGCUGCUGGUGCUGCUGCUGGUGGGGCAGGGCGGUCUAGGUCCAGCUGUAGCCAAGAUGUAGCGGGAUGGGAGGAUCUCCUAGCAGAGGAUCUGGCGCUUGGGGAAACGGGCGUGGGGGAGGUUCACCUGGGGGAGGCUGAUCUUGGGGAGGUCAGAGCUGUGAGCAAUGCGGGUUGCGGCGAAUGCGAUGACAGCAGCGCUGGCAUCGGGGGAAAGAAGAGCUGCGGCAAAGAAAAGAACAGCAGCAGCAAGAGCAAGACCAAGAGCAGCAGCAAGAGCAACGCCAGCAGUAGCAAUGCCAGCAAGAGCAAGAGCAAAACGGAGAGUAAGAGCAGCAGUAGGAGCAAGGGGAGGUGGCUGUCCAAGGCUAGGAGUGAGCCUGAGAGGCAAUUGGAAGCAGUGCCCAUUCCAUGGCACCCUGCAGGGAGGUCCCCUCUUGGCCUCCGCCCUGCGGGCUUCUCUCCCGCCAUGCUUGCUGCUCCCUCCGCUGCUGCCGCUGCUGCCGCUGCUGCUGCUGCUGCUGCUGCUGCUGCUGCUGCUGUGGGUGGUGCUAUUGCUGGUGCUGCUGGUGGUGGUGGCAGUGGCGUCCUAGCACGAGCAGGCAGCGGGAGUGUGUCGUCAUCUGCGUCUCACCACAGCCGCCACGGCAUCAGUCUGUCACAAUACAUGCACAUGUCGCACCAGCAGCACCAGCACCAGCAACAGAAACAGCAACAGCAACAGCAGCAGCAGCAACAACUGCAGCAGCAGCAGCAGCAGUACCACCACCCCCACCUUACCUCCCUCCUCCCUUACAAAAACGCCACCCCUUCAUGCUUCCUUCCAGCAUCACUCUCCCCUGCAGCCUCCCCAUCCCCCUCCUCUCCCUCCUCUCCCCGCCGGGCUUUCCCCCCAAGUGCCUGGAACAACACCAUAUCGCCCCGCUCCCGCCUCGCCUCCUCCUCCUCCUCAGCCAUGUCCCCUGCAACCGUGGUAGCAGCAGCGGCAGCAGCAGCAGGUGCUGCAGGUGACGCAUCAGAUCGGCCCGCUCGGGUUGCAAUGCCCCCUUCCCCUCUUUCUCUCCCGUCUCUCUCGUCAGUCUCUUCUCAAUCUCUCGCACACACACAGGGCAUGCCCUGGCGCCAGGGCAUGCCCGGUCUUGUGCUCGAGGAGGGGGAGCAGAGCAACGAGAGAGAUGCAAAGAAAGCAACGAAGAAGAGCAAGAAAAAUAAGGAGGAGAAGGAGAAGGGAAAGAAGCAGAAGCAGCAGCAGCAGAAGCAACAGCAGCAGCAAGAGGAGAAUCGGCUGCAGCAGCAUCAUGGGGGGUUAUCCCCUCGUAGGCUGCUACGCAAAGCCCAGAGCGCCCCACGCACAGUUGUAGAGGAUGAAGGGGAGGCAGUGAGACUGCUGGCGGAGGGCCAGCUCCCCUGGGUCCACAGUGCGCUCGCCUUUGCUCCUCCCACUGACCUCCUCGACACGUCAAUAAUACCAGCUGCCAAUCACACUCACUCCCCCUCUUACCCUCACUCCCUCUCCCACCCUCACUCCUAUCAAGCACCUGCAGCUGAUCCGUACUCCCUUCCCGAAUCGCUGCGUGCUGACAGCAGCAGUGACUUGCACUCUCCUUCCGCUUCCGCCUCUGAUUCCGAUUUCCCUACGGAUUCUGCUUCUGGCUUCGGACAAGCCUUGUCGAGGGUGACAGCAGCACAGCAGGAAACGCGUUCUGAGGAAGAGGAGGAGAAAGAGGAAGAGGAAGAGGAGGAGGCGGAGGAUGGGGUGGCACUGAGUCCCAUGCCUGUGUUGGACCGCCGGCCCCCUCUCUCCCGCACGUGGACUGCCCCUGCUGAGCGAGUCACCUCUGCGCGAGACGGGUCCCCUGGUGCUGGUUACCACCGCGGUAACCACGACGCUCGUCGCUACGGUGCAGCAGAGGGGUCGAUCGAGAGCGAGAGGGUGGACAAGAGGAGAGGUCUGGGGGUGCAGGCUGGGGUGGGGAAGAGGGAGGGGAAGGGGAGGAAGGAAGAUGGGCCCGGGGCGCUGGAUGGAAGUGGGAGAGGGAGAAUGGUGGAUGAGAGUGAAACUGAGAGCCUUAAAGGCGACGCCAGGGGCAGCGGCAGUGGCGGUGGCGGCGGCUGUGGUGGUGGUGGUGGUGGUGGUGGUGGUGGUGGUGGUGGUGGUGGUGGUGGUGGUGGUGGUGGUGGUGGUGGUGGUGGUGGUGGUGACAGUAUUUAUAGUGGCAGCAGUGGUAAGGGAGCGGACAAGGCGAGGGCGUUAAGGCGUGGGGUGACUGAUCCAGUGGAGAGGAGUAAUAGCAGGGGAGGGAAGGGGAGAGAGGCGAGGAGAGAGGGUGGUGGUGGCAGGGAUGCCAUGGCGUUGAGAGGAGGUAAUCUUAGAGUGGCUGUUCUGACGGGUCACGAUAAAGAUAGAGACAGAGCCAGAGAUAGUGAUAAGGAUAGAGAAAGAGAUAGAGAGAGUGAUAGAGACAGAGAAAGAGCCAGAGGUGAUGGUAAAGCUAGGCAUACUGUCAGGGAUAGUGAUAGAGAUAGGGGUAGGGAUGAAGGUGGGUAUAGGUCGGACAAGCAGAAAGGUAGAAGGGAUAUUGUUGCUGCGCCAGCAGGGACAGGGAAAGGAGCAACAACAGUGAAAACAGCAUCAGCAGAAGCAGCAGCAGCAGCAGCAGCGCAAAGGCUAGUUCCGAGAAGUGGCGGUGCGGGCUUGAGAGGCGAGCAGUUUGCUGGUAACUGUCGUGCCUCUGCUGAUGGUAGUAGCGAUGGUGAUGGUGAUGGUGGUGAUAUUGGUGGCAGAAGUGGCAAUAGCGAUGUGUCAGACCAUGCUAUGGCCCCCGAUCAAAGCUUUCACUUGAAGCUUGCACGGGGCAAGUCUCUUCCUGCAUCCAAGCACAGACAUCACCCUCACCAACAGCACCAACAGCAGCAGCAGCAGCAGCAGCAAAUCCAUCUGCUACAAGAGCUGGCCCUGCCGUCCUAUUUUGACGAUCACCGGCCAGUGCAGCUGCAGCGAACAGCAGCAGCAGCAGCCGGCAGUGGUCUGGUAUCAAACAGACAGGGGUCCAUCAAGAAAAGCCCCGUAGGGAAGAAAGCAGCAGCAGGCACAACCUCUCACACCUCCACCUCCACUCCCACUUCUGCUGCUGCUGCCGCCGCCGCCACCGCUGCUGCUGCUGCUGCUGCUGCUGCUGCUGCUGCUGCUGCUGCUGCUGGUGGGUUAGCCAGGCCGCUCGCUCAUCGCCUCCUUCGAACCCACAACUUCCCUCUAGCUGCCUCUGCACCCACUCUGGCCUUGAACGGUUUCCCCUCGCCCACGGCCUCCCCUCCUGCGUCUCCUUCUCGUGCUGGCUCCUCCACCCUCGGUGCCCUGCUCACACCCUCUGCUACAGCACGAGCAGCACGAGCAGCUCGAGCAACUCGAGCAGCAGCAGCAACAGCAGGGGCAGCAGGGGCAGCAGGGGUGGCAGACGGUGCUGCAGCAGCAGCAGGGGCAGUGGGGGGUGGUGGUGCAUCUGCUUCUCGUCAGCACCCGUCCCCGCCCCGAACCGUGUCCAUGUUUCCAAAGGUGCCUACUUCCGGUUGGCUCCCAGGUGAGCCUUCUGCGUCUUCUUCUGCUGCUGCUGCUCUUGCUACUGCUGCUGGUGAUUUUGCAAGGGGAGGAGUGAGAGGCAGCGGUGGGAGAGGUAGGGAGGCGGCUUUGGUUGAUGAUGAUAAGGGGGCGAAGAGCAGCAAGGGUAAGCAGGACAGCAAGGCUCGACAGUUACGACGGGGUUACUCUGAGUCAGGGGGCAAGCUGGACAGCUGCUGGGUCGAGUCUCCCUCACACUCUAGCCAUAGCAAGGCCAGAGGUGGCUCCGCGGCUGCUGCUGCUGCUGCUGCUGCUAAUGGUGAUGGUUUUGCUGGCACUGUUGCUACUGCUCGUGCUGCCAGUAGUGGAGUGAAGGUUGGCAAUGGUGCUACAACUGUCGGUGCUGCUGGUAGUGCUGCUGGUAGUGCUAGUGCCAGUGCUGCUUCCAAGGUUAACGCUGCCUCCUCCCCGUCCGCCUCGUCACGCCAGCAGUCUCGCCGCUCUCGAUCCGCCAACUCCUCCCGCGCCUCGUCUUCCAGUCUUUCUGCGGCACCUGCUGCUGCACAUCCUGCUGCUGCUGCUUCUGCUGCUGCUGCUGCUGCUCCUCCUCCUCCUCCACUUUCCGCCGAUGCCUCUAGAGGCAACUCUGCCUCAUCAAGCACCAAGGCCGCGCCCGGCACCUACAAGUCUCAGCCCGUUGCUUCUUCACUCCUCCCCACGCAACUGCUGCAGGAACGAUGCGACCAGCAGCAGCAGCAGCUGCUGCUGCUGCUGCAAUCGCAGUCAGCGCAGGCACAGCUAGGGCAGGCAGACUUAGUGCAGCAAGACCUGGCUGAGUCACAACCUGAAUCAGCAGAUCCGCAGGUGGUCGAUGAUGACAAGCACUUGCCGUCCCCUCAGGGCUCUGUGCCUCUCGUCUCCUCCACCUCCAUCUCCUCCAUAUCGUCCGUCUCCUCGUUCGACGAUGAUUUUUGUGCCACCAGCGGGGCCUAUGUCAACCGCGCUCCUGCUGCCAACGGCAGGACAGGUACAGAGACGGGAGAGCUUGUAGAGGGUACAAGUGCUGCUGCUGCUGCUGCUGCUGCUGCCCCCGCCUCAACUGCUGCUGGUGCUGCUGCGGCUGCUGCUGCGACUCACGCUCCAAAGAAGCCGUUGGGAACGAGCAUGAACAUUCUCGUGAGGGACAAGCCCGAGAGCGAGGUGGUACGGCGGGUGUGUGCGGCGGGCAAGGGCGCGUCCAUGGUGCUAGAGGACGAUGGCAUAGUACGGUCCGAGAUCCUUGUGCUCGACUACUGCCCUGCUGUGGGGGGGAAUGCGGAUGGUGAUGGGGACGGUGAGGUUGUGAUGGAGGGCGGACUAGGAGGCGGGAUAGCAGAGGGGGAAGGAGGAGGAGGGUUUGGAGGGAGGAAGGGAGGAGGUGGAGGGCACGGAGUAGGAGAGGGGGGUGCGGGAAUGGGUAGAGGAGGGGGGCGAGGAGGAGCAGGUGGGGUAGAUGGUGUGGGUGGUGAGGUGACGGAUUGUGAGUCGUGCAUGUCGUAUGACACGCCCAGAGGCAGCCGGCCAGGUGCGCCUCCCCCAUGCACGCCUGCCAGCCAUUCCCCCUCCUCGUCUUUCAACAGCACCGGCCUGUCUUUUCAGGGAUCCUGGAGAGAAGGGGAAGGGAGCAUGGUGGAUGCAGGUGGGGAAGCAGCUGCAGCUGCAACUGCAACAGCAGCAGGAGCAGCAGCAGGAGCAGCAGCAGGAGCAGCAGGAGCAGCAGGAGCAGCAGUGGCGUCCCUGCCUCCGGUGCAAGAGAGAGAGGCGGGUUCCCACUCUCCGUCCUCUCCUCAUGUGCCCCACCCUGCUCACCCGUCUCAGCCUCCUCAGCCUGUCCCGUGGCUGGGCCAGGAGCUGUCCUUCGCACUAAGGCCAUCGCAUGGGGGAGGGAUAGGAGGACCAGCAGCAGCAGGAGCAUCAGCAGAAGCGGCAGCAGGAGCAGCAAGAGCGGCAGAGAUAGAGGCGGCCGCUGCUGCUGCGGUGGCAGCAGCGGACGCUGAAGCAGGAGAAGCAGGGGAGGAGGAGGGGGAGGGGAUGCUCCAGGCAGCACGGCGGGCGGAGCUGCGGGCUCGGCUUCGAGUCGAUGUUGCUACGGACAGUGGCUGCUGUGGCGAGGCUACUUCCGACCAGCAUCAGCUCCCCCAGGAGCAGAACGGGCAGAGCCAGCUGAACCAGCAGCAGCAGGGAGAGAGGAGCAUGCCUGUAGUCCUGAUUGGGUCUGCACGGGGAGAGGCAGGGGGAGCUGGGGCAGGGGGGAACGCAGUGGGGGUGUGGCCAGGGCAGGUUGUAGCAUGCAGUGUGACCAGCAGCAGCAGCAUUGGUCGCAGCGUGUCAGAAGGGGAGGCUCACAAGGGCAUCAAGGCAGCGAAGGGGACAGGAAGGGGGGGAGGAGGGGGAGGAUUGGGAGAGGGGAGAGGAGAGGAGGAGGACCCAGCGUCACCUCUCGCUCAUGGGCGGAUGAUGCUGGCAUGUGGCGCUCCCUUCUUCUCAUCCAUGCGCCCUUCCUCUGCCUCCACCUCAUCCCCAGCUGCUUCCGCUUCUGGUGCUGCUGCUGCCUCUGGUGGUGUCUCAGUGUUAACCCCCCCCAGCGCACCACUGUCUGGGGAGGAGGGGGCCAUCUAUGGCAGCCAUGGUAGUAUUAACAGCGGCAGCAGUAGCAGUAGCAGCAGCAGGGUGAAUGGAGGGCUGGGGAGUGGCAAAUCGCAGCCCAAGUCUGCAAGGCAGUCCAUGCUGGAAGGGAUGUUCACCCGCCAAUGGGGCAAAGCCAAGCACUGAGUGGGGCACCAGUUGUUGAAAGGAGCUAAGAAGCUAGCUAGGCAUGAGAAUGGCGAUUGGUUUUAGCUAGGGAGAAAAGUGAGGAGAGAAAAGGGGGUUGGACUAGAAGAGAGAGGGAUACAAGGGUGUUGUACCCUUUACAGUAGGAUCCAUUAUAUGACACAACUCCUACCAAGCCUACACAAAUAUAUAUAAAUAAUAUAUAAGUUGACACACCCCCUUAGGCUUGCCUUGGGCUUUAACUACCGUAUUCCCCCGGAUAUACGCCCCUAGGUGCUUAUAGGGAUUAUAGUCAAAAUUUUGGGGGUGCGUUUAAUUGGAUUUUUUUG
Closterium sp. NIES-67 is the source of this 9570-nucleotide messenger RNA. Lineage: Eukaryota; Viridiplantae; Streptophyta; Zygnematophyceae; Desmidiales; Closteriaceae. The record is from the annotation of a GenBank genome assembly.